Tuber melanosporum (Perigord truffle) is the source of this 1590-nucleotide messenger RNA. RefSeq lists its product as uncharacterized. Gene Ontology annotation, biological process: amino acid catabolic process. The record is from RefSeq and is a predicted model, not a curated record. Gene Ontology annotation, molecular function: L-amino-acid oxidase activity; polyamine oxidase activity. Lineage: Eukaryota; Fungi; Ascomycota; Pezizomycetes; Pezizales; Tuberaceae. The transcript has 3 exons. The coding region runs from base 1 to 1590 and encodes 529 amino acids.
AUGAUCCUAGAUAUACUCGGGGUUCGGUAUGAAAUCAUCGAAGCCUCCAACCGUCAUGGAGGCAGAGCCUACACUCACCAUUUCAAUGCUCCAAAGAUCCCUAACUUUCACAACUAUUAUGAUGUUGGUGCUAUGAGAUUCCCGCGGACUAAGUUUAUGGACUCUGUUUUCGAACUGUUUAGGGUGUUAGGUCUUGAAGAGGAUGGAAAGAUUAUCGAGUACAUCAUGAAUGCGCCAGGCAACAGACGGUUGUUCAAUGGUCAGUGUUCGAAAUCUAGUUGUCAGUACGAAUACCUCACGUUCACGUAUACCAGGCCCAAUGGAAUGGUAUUAGUGGGUGUUGAGGCACUCUUAGCUGACGCUUACGACCCUUUCAAAGAGAAGCUUAUCGAGGAUUUUGAAGAAGGGUGGGAGUACCUGAUGGGAUUCGAUAACUACUCGGCUCGAACAUAUCUAGGUCAAGUCAAAGGUCACCCAUUCAGCGUUAUUACAUGGAUGGAAACUAUGGAUACUUCAACAUUAAGCUAUGACCUAGCUUUCACCGAGACAAUCAUAGAUUCGCUCGACUUCGAUUAUCCUUUCGGCCCCAACGAUCCCCCGGAUGCCACCGUGGAAUGGGCCUGUGUCGAUGGCGGAACCUCGGUAGUAACAGACCGCAUGGCCGAAAUGAUUCGCACGAAACCUCACUAUAACCUCCGGGUGACGGCAAUCGCAAUGGAUAAUCCAGCCUCCGACAACCCAAAUAUGAAAAUCAGCGUCCAAGAUCACCCGGAGUGGGAACGAGAAAGAUACUCCCAUGUUAUUUGUACUGCUCCACUCCCCUGUAUGCGUGUAAUGGACUUGGAACAGGCCGGAUUGGACUACGUCCAAAAGCAAGCGCUCCGCUGCCUAGGAUAUGGCGCUUCUAUCAAGGUUGGAAUAAAGUUCGAGACAAGAUGGUGGGAAAAGGCUUCGCACCCCUUCAUCCUAGGCGGUACUAGUUCUACCGACAGACCCAGCCGAGUUGUGGUUUAUCCAAGUUAUGGAUUUGAUGAUCCGCAGGAUGCCAAUGGAGUCUUGAUCGCUAGUUAUUGCUGGACACAGGAUGCAUUGAGAUUGGGUUCUCUAAUAAAAGGGAAAGGAACAGAUGAAGAGAAUUUACUCUUGGACAUCAUUUAUAAGGAUCUCGCCGAGAUUCACGGUGAGGAUCCACAGUGGUAUAAAGACCAGACGGUAGAUUACCAUGCGUACGAUUGGUACCAUGAUCAGUAUACCAUGGGUGGUAAGGACUCCAUCGCCUUUCAUCGUGAUAGAAUUCUGACAGCAGUAGCAUUUGCCCUCUUCGGCCCGGGACAAUUCAGUAAUAUGUAUCCUGAGCUUACAAAGCCAGCGGCGAAGGGAAAUCUUCAUUUCGUUGGCGAGGCGACCAGCACACAUCACGCUUGGAUUGUUGGAGCAUUGGAGUCUGCUCAUAGGGGUAUUUAUGAAAUACUCUUCAAAGAGCAAAGAACCGACCUAAUAAAGAACCACGCUGAAAAUUGGAAGCAAGGGGAGGUGAAGCAAGGAAGACAAGCGGAGGGGCAAUGGGGGGGUGGAAUUUUUGGGGUUUAG